UCUUCUUUUUCUUGUUUUGGCUCCUCUCUCUGAAAAACUUGUACUUUUUUUACAGUGAAUGACUCAUUGGAGUGUCAGAACCUGCUGCCCAGAAUAUAAUGCCAAGAGCCUCUCUCUAGGAGAGAGAAAAGGUGUGACUUUGUGGCUUACAGAUGUAGAGAGAGAAAAUGGGGUAAGGUUAUCACACCUUCAUACGAGUUUACCACUUCCCAUUGCCAGAUUCCAUGUUUUUGGGGUGCGAGUGAUCUGAAAUGGACUAAAGUUCAGUGCUUUUCGUUGUUUACUCCAUCCCCAUUUGCUUAGUUUUGUGUUUUCUUCUCAUUUCGGUGGUUGGUGGAGUCGGGGUUGCUCGUCUAGUUCGUUUUGCUUGGCGACUUCUUGAUCUCUUUCCCUGAUUUUGAACUGGGGUUGCUGGAGCAAGAAAUUCAAUAAAACAAUAAGGGGGUGGAGGCGUACCUAAAGAUCCUCGUGGUAAAAUAAAUGGAGAAAAAUACCUUAAGAGUCUGAAAUUAGAUCAACAUAGCUGGUGGAAAUCUAUAGGCUGAUAGUCUGGCCUGGAUCCCAUAUCAAGCUUUUGCCAAAUCAAAUCCAGCUUUACUGCUGUUCUUUGCUGGAGUUAUGGCAACAUUGUUACAUUCUGAGUCCAGGCGCUUAUAUUCUUGGUGGUGGGACAGCCACAUUAGCCCAAAGAAUUCAAAAUGGCUUCAGGAGAACCUUACAGACAUGGAUGCCAAAGUAAAAGCAAUGAUCAAGCUUAUUGAAGAAGAUGCGGACUCAUUUGCAAGGAGGGCAGAGAUGUAUUAUAAGAAGCGGCCAGAACUCAUGAAAUUAGUUGAGGAGUUCUAUCGAGCAUACCGUGCUUUAGCAGAGAGGUAUGAUCAUGCGACAGGGGAGCUACGCCAGGCCCAUAAAACCAUUUCAGAAGCAUUCCCCAACUUGCUGAAUGAUGAUUCACCAUGUGGUUCUUCAGGCACUGGAGCUGAGCCGCACACACCAGAAGGUCCACAUCCAAUUCGUUCAUUAUUGGAGUCAGUCGCCUUACAGAAAGAUGCAUUUGGAUUUUCUUCCAUCCAAAAUACUUCAAAAACGAGUGGGGAGAGUUUUGAAGAAUCUCCAAGCGGUCUUAGCAGAAAGGGUCUAAAGCAGCUAAACGAUAUGUUUGGGUUGUCUCCCUUAAUGGCUGAAAAUCAGAAUGUGAAGGCCCAGAACCAUUCUGAGUCUGAGCGUGCACAGAAAGCCGAAAGCGAAGUUCAAACCUUAAGGAAAGAACUGGAAGUUAUACAGUCUGACAAGGAUUCUAUCUUUCUUCAGUAUCAGAAGAGUUUGGAGAAGUUAUCUGAAUUGGAAAGAGAGCUAACUAAGGCGCAACAAGAUGCUGGUGGCCUUGAUGAGCGAGCAAGCAAAGCUGAAAUUGAAAUUAAAGUAUUGAAAGAAGCCCUUUCUGAGCUUAAAUAUGAGAAGGAUGCUGGUCUAGUUCAGUACAAGCAGUGCAUGGAAAGGAUAGCUAGUCUGGAAACUACAUUAUAUCUGGCCCAGACAGAUGCAAAGGGGAAUGAUGAAAGGGCUGCUAAAGCAGAUACUGAAGCAAAAAAUCUCAGAAAAGAACUUGCUAAAUUGGAGGCCGAAAAGGAUGCUGCUCAUCUUCAAUAUAAACAAUGUCUUGAAAAGAUAUCUGUUUUGGAGGCCAAGAUCACCCAUGCUGAGGAGAAUUCCUUGAAACUGAAUCAGCAGAUUGAAAGAACAGAGCUGGAAGUUAAAUCAUUGAGGAAAAAUCUUGCUGACCUGAAUGAAGAGAAAGAAUCUGUAGCUGCCCUGUACAAGCAGUGUUUGCUGAAAGUAUCAACAAUGGAGAGUGAAAUUUUACAUGCUCAAGAAAUUUCAAAACGAUUAAAUAGAGAAAUUGAGUUUGGGGUUGAAAAACUGAAGACUGCUGAAAAGCAGUGUGAUAUGUUGGAGAAAUCAAAUCAAUCUCUUCAGCUAGAAGCUGAUGUUCUAUUGCAGAAGAUUUCUGUGAAAGAUCAAAAGCUUCUAGAGAAGCAUACGGAGUUAGAGAGACUGCAGACUCUGAUGCAUGAGGAGCAGUCUCAUUUCCUUCAAAUUGAAACUACUCUGCAUACUUUACAGGAGUCGUAUUCUCAAUCACAAGAGGAGCAAAGAUCUCUUGCUUUGGAGCUUAAACAUGGCCUUCAGCUAUUGGAGGACGUAGAGCUUUCCAAACAAGGUUUUAAGGAAGAAAUGCGGCAGAUUGUGGAAGAAAACAGAACUUUGCAUGAACUUAACUUCUCUUCCACCAGAUCAUUAAAAAAUCAGCAAACAGAAAUUUCAGAGUUGAAGAGGAUCAAAGAGAAACUUGAACGAGAGUUUGCCAUAAAGGUUGAACAAAGUAAUGUCCUCCAACAGGAAUCUAGCCAAGUAAAGGAAGAAAUUCAGGUCUUGAAUAAUAGAUACCAGACUAUAUUGGAAGAACUAGGCUCUGUAGGUUUAAAUCCUAAAUCUUUUGCAGCAUCUGUGAAGGAUUUACAGAAGGAGAUCACAAUGCUAAAGGAGGUGUGCAAAUUGGAGCAAGAUGAGAAAGAAGUUCUUCGUGAGAAGUCAAAGGAUAUGGAUAAGCUUUUGAGUGAAAAAGCAUUCAUGGAGUCCUCCCUGUCAAAUUUGAAUGAUGAGCUGAAUGUAUUAAGGGUUACGAUGAAGAAACUUCAAGAAUCCUGUGGUGUCCUGCAGGAAGAAAAAUCUAGUCUUGCUGCUGAAAAAUCAGCUUUACUUUCACAGUUACAAAUUAUCACUGAAAGUAUGCAGAAUCAAUUGGAAAAGAAUACCUUGCUGGAGAAGUCCCUUUGUGAUGCAAAAAUUGAACUUGAAGGUUUAAGGGCAAAAUCAAGUAGCUUGGAAGAAUUUUGCAAUUUACUGAAUGAUGAAAAGCACAAUCUUCUGAAUGAAAGGAGUGUCCUGGUAUCUCAAUUGGAGAGUGUUGAAGCAAAACUAGGUAACCUGGAAAGAAGGUUUACAAAAUUGGAAGAAAAAUAUGCUGAUAUGGAGAAAGACAAAGAAAGUAGGGUCAGUCAAGUAGAAGAACUCCAUUUGCUGCUUUUGGCACAAAAAGAAAAGCAUGCUAAUCAUAAAAAUUCAAGUGAGGCCCGCAUGGCAAAUUUGGAAAAUCUCGUUCUUCGGUUACAGGAAGAACGUCGAAUGGGUAAGAUAGAAUUUGAAGAAGAACUUGAUAAAGCUGUAAACGCUCAAGUUGAGAUGUUUAUUUUGCAAAAGUGUGUUGAAGACUUAGAGCAGAAGAACAUGGGUUUAUUAUUUGAAUGUCAAAAACACGUGGAGGAAUCAAAAUUUUCUGAUAAAGUUAUCUCUGAGUUGGAGAGUGAAAACCUUAUGCAACAAAUGGAGCUAGAGUUCUUGUUGGAUGAAAUCAGAAAGUUUAAAAUGGGGAUUCAUCAAGUGCUAGGAGCCCUUCAGGUUGAUUCUGGUGGGGGUCAUGGCAAAGGGAUCAAGCAAGAGGAAAUGCCUAUAUCUCAUAUUUUGAGUAAUAUUGAGGGCUUGAAAGGAUCUCUUGUGAAAACCCAGGAGGAGAAGCUUCAGCUACUUGUAGAGAAUUCUGUCCUCCUAACUGUACUUUCGCAACAGGAAUCUGAGGGAGCAGAACUGGUGACAGAGAAAGGGAUCCUAGAGCAAGAGUUUGAAAACACAAGAGAGCAGCAUGCAAUGUUGCAAAAGGUUAAGCUUGAGCUUUUGGAGAUCAACAUGCAGCUUAGAUCUGAAGUGACCAAGGGAGAAGCAAAGGAGAACGAGUUACAGUCCAAAUUAGAUGCCCUUCAUCUGGACUUGAUAGAUUUGCAAAGAACUAAUCUAUUGUGUCAGGAAGAAAAUUGUAGGUUACUUGAGGAGAAAAAUUCACUAAUGGGGAGUGUUUUAGACCUUAAAGAUGCAAAGUCUGCCACUGAACAAGAGAAUAGUAUAAUCCUCCACGAGGCACUGUCUCUGAAAAAUCUUAGUUUGGUUUAUGAGAGCUUCUUCACAGAGAAGGUCUUGGAACAACGUGCACUUGCUGAAAAUCUCAGUGAUCUUCACUCUUUGAACAGUGACCUUAAACGGGAGCUUGGUCUAUUAAGGAAGAAGUUUGAGGUUAAAGAAGCUGAGAAUGUUUAUUUGAAGGAGUCAGUUGAGAGGACGGGCAAAGCAAUGGAAGAAUCCAAAGCUGAAAAUGAGCAUUUAAAUUGUCAAAUUGAAAGUUCAGAGAAUCUUCUCGAGAAGAAGGAUGAGGAGCUGUUAGAAAUGUUGGAAAGGCUAAAGGCUGCAGAAACAUUAAGUGCAGAGUUCUGCAGAAAUAUUGAGAAAUUGAAGGCGGAAAAAGAACAAUUAAGAUUGAUCAAUGAGAAUCUUGAGAGGCAGAUUCUUGAACUAUCAGAAGGUUGCAUGAAUCACAAAAAAGAAAUUGAACACCUUACGGAAGCAAACAGGAGUUUACUGUCACAGAUGAGGUCCUUACGUCAAGAAGUUGAACAACAGAGGGCAAGGGAGGAAACAUUGAGUUCAGAGUUGCUGGAUAAAACAAACGAAUUUGAACUUUGGGAGGCUGAGGCUGCUACAUUCUAUUUUGAUCUUCAGAUUUCGUCUAUUAGUGAAGCAUUGUUGGAAAAUAAGGUCAACGAACUUUCUGGAGUUUGCAUGAGACUUGAAGAAGAACGUGAUGCAAAAAGCAUGGAGAUUAAACAGAUGACAGAAAGAGUCAGUCUACUGGAAGGUGAAGUUGGAGGAUUGAAAGGACGGUUAUCUGCGUAUACACCUGUCAUUAGUUCUUUGAAAGAGGAUUUUGCUUCUUUAGAACAAACAGCUCUGCUUCGAGUAAAAACAGUGCCUGUUAAAUGCAAUCAUGAACAAAAGGACGCAGGAAUUGAAACUUGUCUCCAAGAAAAUGGCCAUCAAAGUUCAGCAGAUAACAGAAGCACUUUGAUACCGGAUGGGGUUUCAGAUUUGCUGAGCAUGAAGGCAAGGAUUAGAGCGGUUGAGAUGUCGCUGGUGCAAGAAAUUGAGAGGCAUGUGAAGGAAGAAAAUCUAACCACUAAAGCUAAUCCAGGAGCUCUUAGAAAUGUGUCAAACGUGGUAGUUUCACCAUACGUAGAAGAGAAUGGCAGCAGAAAAGAAGACAAGGUACUCAAGGAUGGGAGCACUUUUGAUCUCAACUCAUGGAGAACAAAACCUGAAAGUGGGUCAUUGAUGAAAGACAUUCCACUUGAUCAUAUCUCAGACACUCCAGCCACCAAAAGUUGCCGGAGAGUGAAUAGUGGGACUGAUGAUCAGAUGCUUGAAUUAUGGGAAACUGCCGAGCAGGACUGCUGUGAUAGUUCCAUAGAUAAUGAAGCAAUGAAGCAAAGUUCUGUACCAACAGAGGAUCUUAUCACAUACCAUCAGUCAGACAAUUCUGGUAAAUUCCUAAAUACCUCCUCAGAAUUGGAUGUAGAAAAGGAAUUGGGUGUUGACAGGUUUCAGUUAUCAAGAAGCAUAAAAGAGAGAACUCAAGAUGGCAAGAGGAAAAAGAUACUGGAGAGGCUUUCUUCGGACGCGCAGAAACUGUCCAUUCUUAAGACAAGCGUGCAAGAUUUGAAACAGAAAAUGGAGACAAAGAAGAGAAACAAGAAGGGAGAUUACACUGAAUAUGAAACAGUUAAAAGACAGAUAGAAGAAGUUGAGGGAGCUGUUGUGAAAUUAGCAGAUACUAAUGAUCAACUGACAAAGGAUCUUGAAGAGGGUGCUCCAUCUUUGAACAGGGAAACUUCCGUUGAGUUGGAAAAGAGUAGACAAAUCCAGAGAAAAAGAGUAACGGAGCAGGCACGAAAAGGUUCUGAACAGAUUGGACGGCUGCAGUUUGAUGUGCAGAACAUACAAUACACUUUGCUGAAGUUGGCUGAUGAAAAGAGCAAAGGGAAGAACAGAUUCACUGGAAAAACAGUGAUCUUGCUUAGGGACUUCAUUCACAGUGGGAAGAAAAGUAGUAAAAAACGCAGCAAGGGGUUUUGUGGAUGUUCAAGGCCUUCAACUAAUGAGGACUAAGUCAGAAAAUUAGAACCAUUUUCUUGUAACUACUUUCUCUGAUUGGUAUGUGUCUAAUCUAGCAUAAUAAUUUUUAAUUUUAGCUGGUAAAAAUGUUGUUAGGCUUUAUCUGAUCACAGUAGCUUUCAAAGGAGUUGUACUGAGCCACAUUUUAGCCAAGAAGUUGCUCUGUCAUGUUUGGCAGUGCUUAAGCUGUGAAAGCAAUGAGCAGGAAAUAAAGCUUUUCACUAUUUUCUUCAA
Molecule: messenger RNA, 6291 nt
Organism: Vigna angularis (adzuki bean)
Lineage: Eukaryota; Viridiplantae; Streptophyta; Magnoliopsida; Fabales; Fabaceae
Product: protein NETWORKED 1A
Exons: 5
Coding region: 619-6051 (1810 amino acids)
Cellular component (GO): plasma membrane
Molecular function (GO): actin filament binding
Source: RefSeq, a predicted model, not a curated record